CAGGACGUGCACGCCAUGGUCUUCGUAGGCUUUGGCUUUCUCAUGGUCUUCCUGCAGCGCUAUGGCUUCAGCAGCGUGGGUUUUACCUUCCUCGUGGCCACCUUCACCCUGCAGUGGGCCACGCUGGUCCAAGGCUUCCUUCACUCCUUCCACGGCGGCCACAUCCACGUUAGUGUGGAGAGUUUGAUCAAUGCUGACUUCUGUGCGGGCGCUGUGCUCAUCUCUUUCGGGGCUGUUCUGGGCAAGACAGGGCCAGCGCAGCUGCUGCUGAUGGCCCUACUGGAGACGAUGCUGUUUAGUGCCAACGAGUUCAUACUGCUCAACCUCCUGAGGGUGAGAGAUGCUGGAGGGUCUAUGACCAUUCACAUGUUUGGGGCCUAUUUCGGGCUGUUCCUCUCACGGGUCCUCUACAGAUCCCAGCUGGAGAAGAGCAGGCAACGCGCGAGCUCUGUCUACCAUUCUGACCUCUUUGCCAUGAUUGGGACCAUCUUCCUGUGGAUUUUCUGGCCCAGCUUCAACUCUGCGCCCACCGCGCUCGGGGAUGGGCAGCAUCGGACAGCACUGAACACGUACUAUUCGCUCACCGCAAGCACCCUCAGCACGUUUGCCUUGUCAGCCCUUGUCAGUGGGGACGGCCGACUGGACAUGGUCCACAUCCAAAAUGCAGCACUGGCUGGAGGGGUCGUGGUGGGGGCAUCAAGCGAAAUGAUGCUGACACCCUUUGGGGCUGUGGCAGCUGGCUUCCUGGCUGGGACUGUCUCCACCUUGGGGUACAAGUUCUUUACGCCUGUCCUUGAGUUCAGAUUCAAAAUACAAGACACGUGUGGUGUCCACAACCUCCAUGGGAUGCCAGGGCUGCUGGGGGCCCUCCUGGGAGUUCUGGUGACUUGGCUGGCCACCCACGAGGCUUAUGGAGAUGGCCUGCAGAAUGUAUUUCCGCUCAUAGCCGCCGGCCAGCGCAGCGCCACGUCUCAGGCGGUUUACCAGCUCUUUGGAAUGUUUGUCACACUGGUGUCUGCCGCUGUGGGGGGCAGCCUUGCGGGGCUUCUGCUGAAGCUGCCCUUCCUGGAUUCCCCUCCAGACUCCCAAUGCUUCGAAGACCAGGUUUACUGGGAGGUGCCCGGAGAGCAGGAGGCUGAGGUCCAGAGGCCUCUGCAGUCUGAGGAGACCCAGGCCUAA
Chionomys nivalis (European snow vole) is the source of this 1179-nucleotide messenger RNA. RefSeq names its product Rh family B glycoprotein (gene Rhbg). The record is from RefSeq and is a predicted model, not a curated record. Gene Ontology annotation, biological process: ammonium transmembrane transport; ammonium homeostasis. Bases 16 to 1179 code for a protein of 387 amino acids. Gene Ontology annotation, molecular function: ammonium channel activity. The transcript has 9 exons. Lineage: Eukaryota; Metazoa; Chordata; Mammalia; Rodentia; Cricetidae. Gene Ontology annotation, cellular component: plasma membrane.